This is a messenger RNA of Laetiporus sulphureus 93-53, 813 nucleotides long. RefSeq lists its product as uncharacterized. The record is from RefSeq and is a predicted model, not a curated record. The transcript is spliced from 6 exons. The coding region runs from base 1 to 813 and encodes 270 amino acids. Lineage: Eukaryota; Fungi; Basidiomycota; Agaricomycetes; Polyporales; Laetiporaceae.
AUGACUGCUCCAGACACAGAAACAAACUCAGUCACUCACAUGGACUCCCGAGUGGUCCCGCAUGCCCAGAUGGGAUGGGUUGAAGAUACACUAUUCUGGAUCGGCAUAGGGAUGCUUGUGCAAUUGUCCCAGCCAUUUAAAGAUAUGCUGGACAUCCUGCAAGGGACCAGAAAAGAUGAUGCGAUCCAGGGACAAUCAGAUCAAAAUCUGAUUGUGCUUGAGCAAGUGUCAGCGGUGGACUUUGAAUAUCUCUGCAAGUUCCUGUUUGGGCCAUGGACAUCUCCGCCGUAUGACCUCGCAUAUCCCAUUGCAGUCUGGAGGCUCUCACAACGAUGGGAAAUCACAUCACUGCACUUGAGAAUUGCGCGUGCAUUCGACAUGAAAGAUUGGAUCUGUUCUGGUGUCGCUGAGCUGCUGGAGAGCUAUGAUGCCUUUAUGUUGCUGAUGCGUGCACAUGAGGACCUGCAUGGGUUGAGGAAGGAGUUCGGGUUCAUCCCACCGGACAUCGAGUACCUCAGGUCGAGCACUUGCAAAGAGCAUGUGAACUGUGCACGAAUCUGGAAGAACGAGUGGAUUGUUCACAUUGGUCGGAAGCUCAAGCUAUCCAGUAUUCCUGAUGAGGUCAAGGCAAUGGAGCUGACAGGAAUGGCGGAGGAAUGCAAAGCAAUCAUUGUGGAUGCUGUUGCAGGUAUGGAAGGAUAUGGCAAGGAAGAUGCACUGAUAAAGUACACGAUUUCUUCCCUUAAUAGUCUCAAGUUUGACAUUCAUGAGCUGUUCUCAGUCAGCCAUGAUCUGUACGUCAAUAGCGACUGA